CAAUGGCGGAUGGGUGGAGCUUUCAGACUUGGAGGACUGUGAACUCUUGUGUAACAGCUGCUUUCCAGAGUGCCAAGAGACAAAAUCCUACAAGAAUAAGGAAACGCUGAACCAGGAAUCAUGGAAGCCAAACCCAAGCUCUACUACUUUCAAGGCAGGGGAAAGAUGGAGUCGAUCCGCUGGCUGCUGGCUGCGGCUGGAGUGGAGUUUGAAGAAGAAUUUCUUGAGACAAGAGAACAAUUUGAGAAGUUGAAAAACGAUGGACGCCUGCUUUUUGGCCAAGUACCUUUGGUUGAAAUGGAUGGAAUGCUGCUGACACAGACCAGAGCCAUCCUCAACUACCUCGCUGCCAAGCACAACUUGUAUGGGAAGGACCUGAAGGAGAGACUCAGGAUUGACAUGUAUAUUGACGGCAUCCAGGACCUGAUGAUGAUGAUUAUUGGGGCUCCAUUUAAAGCCCCUCAGGAAAAAGAGGAAACCUAUGCUUUGAUAGUGACAAAAGCUAAAACCCGUUACUUCCCAGUGUUUGAAAAGAUUUUAAAAGACCACGGAGAGGCUUUUCUUGUUGGCAAUCAACUCAGUUGGGCAGACAUACAGCUGCUAGAAGUCAUUUUGAUGACUGAAGAAGUCUGCGCUCCUGUGCUGUACGACUUCCCUCUGCUGCAGGCAUUUAAGACAAGAAUCAGCAACAUUCCUACAAUUAAGAAGUUCCUGCAACCCGGAAGUCAGAGGAAGCCACCUCCAGAUAGCCACUAUGUUGAAGUGGUCAGGACCGUCCUGAGGAUCUAGUGGCAGCAUGCUUUAAGGUGGCUACUGCAAGGAUUCUAUCACAGCAUCGCUAUAGGCCAGCUGCAGAACAUUCCAGAAGCAAGGUGUAGAUCCCAGAAGUAAAGGUCUUCAAACAACAAAAUCUACAAUGACCCACAAUGAGAAAUGGCAAUUAAAUUCAGUGAAAAACUGUUCUUAUUGGUGAGGUGUUUGCUUUGUUUUAAGCUUGUCAGCUGUGGAUGACAGUCUACAAAUGUCAUGAAACCAGAGUUCCUUGUGAAGAAGUGGUAGACAGACAGACAGAGACAUUGAGCUGAAGGGUGUCUGUAUAAAGGUCAGGACAGUAACAAGGAACAGUGGUGACUGAAAGCAGAGGAUCACCUCAGUAGAGAACUUGGGAUUGGAAAUGAGUGCUGGAGUCACUGUGCUGUCUGGUAGCCCUAUGCUGAAGUGGGAGCAGAAGGGAUGUCUGGGACACUGUUCUGAAACCCUAUUAAAGAAAAACAUCUUGUACAUCAGACAGCCCUCUUCCAGCCACAAGAGCCACAGAGGCUCUGGUUUUACUUUGCCUAGACAAUCUCAGAGACCAGUGGGACCAACACAAAACCAGUGAAUAGUUCCUUAUUGAAGCUGAACAAAAGCUUCUUCAGCCUUGAUGCGCUUUGUUUAAGUGUUACUAUUAUUCUCUCAAGUCAUACAUUAAAGGUGGACCACACA
Molecule: messenger RNA, 1485 nt
Organism: Grammomys surdaster
Lineage: Eukaryota; Metazoa; Chordata; Mammalia; Rodentia; Muridae
Product: glutathione S-transferase alpha-4-like
Exons: 7
Coding region: 121-789 (222 amino acids)
Biological process (GO): xenobiotic metabolic process; glutathione metabolic process
Molecular function (GO): glutathione transferase activity
Source: RefSeq, a predicted model, not a curated record